GAAUCCUCCGUUCCUAUUGGUCCCAGAUUGCGUCAAUCCCAGUCACCUUAGUGACUCAUGUGGGAGUUCCCUCACUGGAGUCGGGGAUGGAAAGGAAAAGGCUUUUCUCAAGCGGAAUGAAGGUCUGCAGUGUGUCGGUGUGUGAGUAGCAGGUGGGAGCAUGGCUGUAGCGUUCCUCACUGGUAAGGAUGCUCACUCCGUCCUGAAGCGUUUCCCUCGAGCCAAUGGCUUCCUGGAGGAGUUACGACAGGGGAACAUCGAGAGGGAGUGUGUGGAGGAGAGCUGCAGCUUUGAAGAGGCCAAUGAAGUGUUUGAGAACAAAGAGAGGACGAUGGAGUUUUGGAAAACCCGCAGCGUCUACACAGUGAACAGUAACAGCGAGGGCCGGUCCGAGCGCGCCGACACCGUCUAUAUGGUGGUUCCUCUGCUGGGCGUGGCCCUGCUCAUCAUCAUCGGCCUCUUCCUGCUUUGGAGGUGCCAACUUCAGAAGGCCACGCGUCGACGGCCCGCCUACACCCAGAACCGCUACCUAGCCAAUAACCGCAGCACCCGCAGCCUCCCGCGCAUUCUGGUUCACCGGGAAACGACGGGGCACUCUGACAGCUCACACGAGUCCAACUCACGUCCCACUGUUGUGGUGAGCGGAGCUGAGAGAGGAGGAGGAGGAGGAGGAGGAGGAGGAGGAGGAGGAGGUGGAGGAGGAGACUCCCACGGCCUCCACCAGCAGAACACUCGUGCUCUCUAUGUCCAGGACUUGUCUCUGUCGGUGGCCUCCAGGCUGUCCGGUGCUACACCUCCUCCGUCCUACGAAGAGGUGACAGGACAUCUGGAGAGCAGCGGUGACGAAACCUCUGCGCCUUCAUACAGCGACCCCCCACCUAAAUAUGAAGAGAUCAUAAAAGAGAAAUGAAGAUACGAACGGAACGGCUGAGAAGGCCGAGGAUUAAGUAGCUCCUGCUUCAGUUGGUGCUGCUGGCUAUCGGUUGCUCGAGUCUUUGUAUUUUUUGGUUUCUUUUCUGUGACGUUUCACACAUGGAUGCAGCCUAAAGCCCUCAGGAUUAUUGUUCUUAGUUUGCCCUGAUCACCUCUUUACACGCUUGAUUUCUUUGGUCUUCAUUUUGCUUUGGCAAACAGCACACUUGGUCCCUGGUGCAGCCACAGCAGGGACCACAUGUACAAUGAAGUGUGCGGAGAUUACUUGGCAAGCAGGACGCUCACUCCUCCGUGUCCGGCCCUUGUAGCACGCCAGGAAAGCAGCCGGGUCCAGGCCGAGCGCAGGACGGCACCGUGGGUUUGGUGACUUUUACACCUGCUGAACAGUCAGAGCGACUGCAAGGCUUCUGUGCUGACAGGCUGGCUCUGUAUCGUUUCUUAUUUAACAGUGCAGUCACUGCUCUCUGAACGUGGUGCUUGUAGUGCUGUGCAUAAUCUAUGAAUUCUUAAAACUGUAUGUGGGUUGAUAGUGGAUGUAUUGGGACAGUGAGCCAAAGUUUAGUUGUGUUGGGAGUUUGUUUUACUGUUAGUUUGGUUUUCACAGCAUCUUAAAUACAGCUUUGUAUUGGCAAGAAUCUGCCAGCACAACAUUUAUGAUAUUAGGGUUAUUAAUAUUGCAAAAUGUUCCGUUACUGUAAACAAGGUGGCGAUGGAUGUCAUAAAGAAGCAACAGAAUUAAGUAAAUAAAUUAGUGAAUUAGACUAGGAUUCAUUUUCCAGUGACCCUUCAACUCCAGAGUUACAAGCUAAGAUGUAGCAUAAAUGUGCACUGCCAGCAUUUACAUUAGCAAAUGAAUCUGUAAAUAAUUUUACCACCAGUGGAUGCAAUUGAAAAUGUUUCAAAUGCAUCCAUUUCACUCUUCAGUCUACCUAUCCUAGUGUGUGUGAAGUUAAUGUUCCUUAGUAAAUUCAGAAGGUACAUUUGUUUAAUGUUAUCCUUUAGCUGUAGCUAACGGUGCAGCUUCAGAAUGAUGUCUUGUUAAGUUCUCUCAGAUUUGUUACACUCCUUUUGAUUUUGGCCUGGCACAUUUUACAAACACCAAGGCUCUUGACAAUCUCUACAGUGCUUAUUUUGUUUUUUUAAGCCAAAAUGAGCCUGCACUUCAGCCAUGUACACCUCAGGAGCUAGUCCAGUCCUUUACUGCCUCAGCUAUUGCGGAAUUAAAAUACUAGUUUGCUAAUGCUAAUAUUAGCAGUGUGCCUUUACCCUACUUACUGCCGAAUACAGCAACUGCUAUCUAAACACAACACCAAAUGAACCACUAACGUUUGCAUGUAAAAUGUUAAGAUAGAGCUGCUUCGCACCAAACAGGAAUUUUUGUGCAAAAAUUUUGCACAGGAACAAAUUCAGUAAUUUUUUUAGGAAUGCAUUGUGAAAAAUUAGUACAGGGAAGAAAUUUGGAUUUCUGCUAAUUUCCACAUAUGGAGUUAUACAUUUGACAAAUUGUUCCAAAUAAUGUUAUUAACCCUUUAAGUACCAAAGUCACAAUAUUGUGACAAGCAACAUAACUGAAUGAAACAGACAGCUUUUUGAAAUCUUGAUGUCAAAAUGUAAUACUUAA
Messenger RNA from Sphaeramia orbicularis (orbiculate cardinalfish), 2554 nucleotides. Its product is annotated as transmembrane gamma-carboxyglutamic acid protein 3-like. Gene Ontology annotation, molecular function: calcium ion binding. NCBI's taxonomy places the organism in Eukaryota, Metazoa, Chordata, Actinopteri, Kurtiformes, Apogonidae. The record is from RefSeq and is a predicted model, not a curated record. The transcript has 4 exons. The coding region runs from base 161 to 910 and encodes 249 amino acids. Gene Ontology annotation, cellular component: extracellular region.